Colias croceus (clouded yellow) is the source of this 1134-nucleotide messenger RNA. Its product is annotated as phenoloxidase-activating factor 2-like. NCBI's taxonomy places the organism in Eukaryota, Metazoa, Arthropoda, Insecta, Lepidoptera, Pieridae. The coding region runs from base 25 to 1107 and encodes 360 amino acids. The transcript is spliced from 9 exons. Gene Ontology annotation, molecular function: serine-type endopeptidase activity. The record is from RefSeq and is a predicted model, not a curated record. Gene Ontology annotation, biological process: proteolysis.
UGACGAUAGUACUUGUGUCUUAAAAUGAUGUUAUCACUGUUAUGUUUUAUGUUAUUAACUGUGUUUUUAACACAAGAUGGCGCUUUGUCGUAUAAACUUGAAUCUUGCCGCUCGGACGACAUGACGUUCGGUAUAUGUGUGAACUUCAACGAGUGUGAGGAGAGGCAAGACGAAAACCAAUUUACUUUUCUGCGUUGCCGCGGUUCCAAAACCUGCUGUCCUCUCAGCAAGUUGGUAAAGGUUACAGAAACUCCGUUGACUAAGGUUAAUGACAACAAGGGAUGCGGUUGGAGUAACCGGGUUUAUGACAUACAGACCACGCCUGGCAGUGCAACGUAUGGCGAGUUCCCGUGGAUGAUCGCUGUUUUGAGGACAUCAAACACAAACAAAUCUUGGAAUCAGCAAGACUUAAUAGGCGGGGGUUCGCUCAUACAUCCCUCCGUUGUUUUGACAGCAGCACAUACUGUUCACAGACUGACGAACGAACAGUUAAAAUGUAGAGCGGGCGAAUGGAACACACAAACACCGAACGAAUUUUACCCGUAUCAAGAGAGAAACGUGAAGAAAAUCAUCAUUCACCCGGAUUUUCAUUCAAGGAGAGGACACAAUGAUGUAGCGUUACUUUUCCUGGAAAGUUCAUACGAUAUAUCGUCAACAAUAAGUGUAGCGUGUUUGGGACGAACCAUGGCCCAGGUCGGGACGGACUGUUAUAGUAUGGGGUGGGGGCAAAGGGUAUUCAAUAAUAUAGAUGACCACGCGGUUUUAUUAAAGAAGGUACCGCUGCCCAUAGUAGCAAGACGUACUUGCGAAUAUUACCUAAAAAACACAAUAUUAGGCUCGAAGUUUAAGCUCCAUGACUCCCUAAUAUGCGCUGGUGGUUUACAAGGCGUGGACACAUGUACUAAAGACGGCGGAUCUCCUCUCGUUUGUCCUAUUGGAAAUGUUAAUGGCGUUUCCCGGUAUGCUGUGUAUGGUGUAGUGGCAUUUGGUAUUCAGUGUGGCCAAGAGAACGUACCCGGAGUGUAUUCUAGUGUUCCCAAUGUUUAUGAGUGGCUAGUAGCAACUAUGGUGGGAGAAGGCAUGGAUACCAGCCAGUUUGUGUACUAAUAAUAAUAAUAAAUACUUUUUAGUUUC